AUGGCCACAGCACAGACAAGCCCCAAUGGGUCCCAGCUCCUGGGGGAAAGGAGGCAAAAGCUCCAGGAUGUGCUGAGAGAAGCAGGACUGGCAGUUGAGUACUGGCUACCGCAGCUACAGGAACACCUUGGUGUCACCUGCACCCAGGCUCUACAACACCUAGAAGAGAAGGACCUGAAGAAGCUACAGUCCCAGGCACAACACACCUGGGAGAAAAGGGCCCUGGAGAAACUGCUGAACCUAUCGCACACAGAUGGCCUAUCAGAGUCACAGGAGGCACAGGCCGAAAUGAUGAAGAAGCAGCAGAAGCAGGCGGAGCAGGUACUACAGGACCUGCAGGACUUGUUGUCAGCAGGGAGACAGCGGCAGGAAGAGGCAGUGAGGAGUAAAGAGGCAGAGCUAAGACGAGCCAUGGACAUCCCCAAAGAGUACUGGCCCCCUCCUCAGACAUCCCUAAACAAAGUCAUAGAAAGCAUACAGAAACAACUUGACCUCACGGAGGGGACACUGUCCCACAGACAAAACCUUCCAGAUAGAGAGCUGGUGAGAUUAUCUGGAGGGCUGGCCCUGCAGGGAAUUUACAAAACCAGCUCUGAGAGAAGCCUGAUAGAGAGGAAAGAAGAACUGCUCUGUGUCCCCAAGGGGUUCUCACUUUCUGGCCCUGAGCAGGGCCCACGCAUGGAAACAAGAGAAUUUACAUCUGCUGAAGACGAGUCCAUCUUCACCCAGACUAUAGGAAAACUGGGCUUCGGUAUAACUGCUGCAGCCAAGUGUGGAGGUUGGGGAAUAAACCUGGAGACUGGUAUAGAUUACAACAAACAUUCAGAAUCCAAGCAAACCCAACAAUCAUGUUCUCAGCAUUCAUAUUUCUGUACAACCAAGUUCAGCUACAUCCCCCUGGCCUCCUGCCACUUCCCUGCUGACCAGCUCCAGCUCUCCAAGGCUGCUCUCCAGGAACUGCAAUGUAUUGAUGACCUUCUGGGUCAGCCUGCAGAUACAGACAGAUUUGUCUUGUUGAGGAGCAGGGCUGCAGCCUUCUUCCACAGGUUUGGCUCUCACGCUAACCAGGGCCCUCUGCAUCUGGGAGGAAUCUACUGGUGGAAAGCCACUGCAGAGGGCUUCCAGAGCAAGCAGCUGGCAGAAGUGAAACAGCAAGCAGUGAAAGCCCUAGAUAGUUACAUAAGGGGCAGCUACAGUGGCAUCAGUGUGCAAGUUGAGGCAGGUGUGGAUGUGUCAGCCUCCCAUUCAAGCACAGCUUCUCAAAAAACCACCUUCCAAAACCUCCAAACCAAAGUCCAAUUAUCUACUUCCCAGACAGGUGGCCCACCGGAAGCAAACAGCCUCAUUCACUGGAAAGCUGGCCUCGUGGCCAGUAAUCAAACCUGGUGUGUCAUUGACCAGGGACUUCAGCUGGUGCCCAUCUGGGACAUCAUCCUUUCCAGCCACAGCAGUGAUUUUAAGGACCCUCUUCAGGUAGCUAACUGCCUGAAAGACUGUUAUGCUGCAAUGGUUGACCUCCCAGCCCAAACCCAGAAUAGGGAAAAAUUACUGAGUACAGGGUCAGAGACUAGGGCUUUCCUGGAGAAUGUAAAAUCCUGGGAGGUAUCUGAUCCUGAAGAGCAACUAAAGAAACUGAUAGAUUUCAUGCAAAUAUUGAAUGAAAAAGUUAAAAGUUAUGACACUUGGAUUUACACAUGCCUUACAGAUUUGGGUCUGCAGAAUUUUCUAUUAAACACAGUCAAUUUCUGCCAAAAGGUUUCCACUUACAACACUAAAUUUGUUAGAUCUCAGUUGCGCAUCCUCCUGCAUCCUCAUAUCUAUAAAGUGAAGAACUUUCCUCAGGCCCGUGCCAUCAUGCAGUGGAUCUUCCAGUCAGAGUCAGUACGGAAGCAUGUCAAUAUCUCCCAAUUUUCUGAACUAACAAAGAUCUUUAAAGAAACCCAGAAAGAUCUCAUGGAAGUGAAGGCCAUUUCUACGUCUCUAGAACCAGUAGAGCAAGUACAAAGAAAGGCUACUUGUGAGGUAAGUGUGUCUCUUGAUUCCUUCUUGAACAACCUCCAAGAAACUAAGCAGCCAGACAUACAAAUUCUGCUACUCUGCAUUGCAAUGGGCGCAGGGUACCAUGCGGUAAAGAAAACGUUUCAAUAUAUUCUGAGGUGUGAAGAAAUAGACUUCCUAUCAAAUGAAAUGCAAAGAGCGCACAAUAGAUACCAGGAGCUCAAAACUAUUUGCAGCUACAGGGCUCACGCAUUCCUGGUGCUCACAGGGCUAACCGCUACUGCUAGAGUCACAGCUGUGUCUCCACAAGAGAAAACACAACGCUUGUCAUUAAUAAAACAGCACAUAGGACAAUCAUUAGCAGAAGAAGUUGCACAUGUUCUCAGCAAACUCGGAACAUUUUAUGAUUGGGAAAACCUGGAGAAAGACUUGACAUUGCUCAUUGAUGGGGAUUAUAAGGCCAUCAUAUCUCCAUUGCAAGUCAAUGAGGUGAUGAAAGAAUUGCAAACUAUCUUCCAUGAAAAGAACCCACCCCAUGAAUCACAUGAAAAGGAAAAUAACAAAUGGGAACUCACAGAGAAUAGGCCCUUGCAAGACUUACUCCAGCGUCUAAGCCUAAAGCAUUACUACCCCCAAAAGAUGAGCAGAGCUGAUGUUCAUUUGAUCUACAAAGCUUCUGUGUAUAACACCCUGCCCAACUCUGAGCAGGACCUUCCCUUCCACUUCCUGCAGAAGCUGCUCAUGCUGGAUUAUGGACUGAGAUAUCUGGUCUUCAAAGAUGAGGGAAACACAGAAAGGCAAGAUUACCCAAGUGUCGCAAGUCUAGAAAAUCCAGCUUUUGAUCCACAUGCAGAUCUAUUUGAAGAUAGUGGUGGUCCCACUAACAUUCCAACACCUAGCCCCAGGCCCCACAUCCACCCUAUGGAUGUCCAGAUGGCAAUUCUUCACUGUGCAGAUGACUUUGCCAGACAAUAUAUUUUGGGCAAACUUGCCGUGUGUCAGUUUGCCCUCCCCCUUCUAAUACCAAAUCCCUGCAAUUCUCAGAUUGAAUUCUCCCUCUGGUCACUCAGGCAAAUUAGGAAAACCUGGAAAGAGUCAAGGACACCAGCAACUAAGAACAACAAUUUCAGGAAUCAGCAGAUGUGCCAGGUCUCUACCCCCAUUGUGUCCUUCAUUCGAGUUGGAAGUGGCUUCUCUGCUUCCAAAUCUCAGAUCAUGAACUGUCUGCUCAGUCACCAUAAACAUGAUGUCUUUUUUAACAGACACUGCAAAGGGAGCAGCAAAGACUGUCUCUUGAUGCAAGGGGUGGUGGAAAUCUGCUGGUACUGCCCCGGGGGGGAAGAGGAAGACAGAUUUCACAACUGCCUGACCUUCACCAAUCUUCAUGGAGAUGCUAAGGAACACCAGGAGCAACUCACCUUCCUGCAGGAGGUCUCUUCCCUCCUUGUGGUCCUCAUGUCAACUGCUGAUGACAACAAAGAAAAUGAACAAGUUUUCAGAAAGCUUAGGAAGUCCUCAAAACCUCUGAUCUUUUUGCUUGAAACUGAAGAAAAAACUGCAAAUAAAAACUCUGGUCAAAUAGUGAAAAUCGGAAUCAGAAACAGAAAUGAGGCUGAAUUAACAGAAGAGCUCAUGUCUACAAUCCAGUGUUUGCUAGAGAGAUCUGAUGCUACUCUAAGCCUGCAGGACUGUGCUCAGAUUGCUCGCAAACAGGGAUUCCUUGUUGACGAAGACCAGAAAGACUGCAAGGAGGCCAAAGAAAAGGCAGAGAUACUAAUGGCCCUACUGGAAGAACCUGAGAUAUCUCAGAUAAAGGAAAAGUUACUGCCCCUUCAGGGACAACUUUGGCACCUAUGGUGUCAGAAGGACAAAGAACUGUAUCACCUGAGAGAGAAGGGCAAUCGGAGCAUUGAACAACACAAGAGUGAAACUGAGUUAGAAAAGCAUAGAAUACGAUGUCAACAGUUGACCAGAGCCUUUCCUCUCAAUGAUUUAAUGAAAUCUGUCCUUCAAAUUCUCCAAAAACAUUCAGAAACUCACAUGAAAUUUUAUUUCUUGCAAUGGUUGAGUUUGUUUUUGGAGAAUCACACUGAAGGACACUUGGAAAAUCUGAAUCAAAAGAAAAAGACUUUGUGGUCACAGAUACAAACAGAAAAGCAAAAUGUACUAAAGAGCAUCAGUCAGAAAAACUUGGAAAAUAAGCUAGAAGCUAUCUCCAGAGAGAUUAAUGACUGUACUCUGGGGAUUGAGCAGCUUCUCAGAGAAGUUAGCCAGCUCUAUGAAGCUCUGGAAGAAGUUUCUUCCACAAAAGAUAAACUUAUCCUGGCUCUCCCCCAGAUUGCUGCAGAUCUGAUGAUCGCUGGGGUUCCAAUUGAGCUGAUGGAUGGGGACGCUUCCUAUGUGCCUCUGAAGUGGGUGGCAGCUGUGUUUGACAAGGUCUCUGAGAGUCUAGGGGACAAACGACUGUUUGUUCUCUCUGUUCUGGGCCUGCAGAGCUCAGGGAAGUCCACCCUGCUGAAUGCCCUUUUUGGGCUGCAGUUCACUGUCAGUGCGGGGAAGUGCACCCGGGGGGCCUAUAUGCAGCUCCUGAGGGUGGAAGAGACAUUCGCAGAAGAACUGGGCUUUGAUUUUGUGCUGGUCGUAGACACAAAAGGCCUUCGAGCCCCAGAACUCCACAACAAAUCCCAGAAUUGGGACAAUGAGUUGGCAACAUUUGUCACUGGACUUGGAAACUUGACUCUGGUCAAUAUUUUUGGAGAGAAUCCAUCAGAAAUGCAAGACAUUCUACAAAUAGUUGUCCAAGCCUUUCUGAGGAUGAAACAAGUGAAAAUCUAUCCAAGCUGCCUCUUUGUCCAUCAGAACACGAGAGAAGACACAGCUGGAGAACAAACCAUGGAACGACGAAGGCAGUUAGAGCAGAGACUGGAUGAAAUGGCAGCAAAAGCAGCUGAGCAGGAACAGUGCUCAGAUGUGACCCGAUUCAGUGAUGUCAUUAAGUUUGAUGUCAACACUCACGUCUCCUACUUUGCACACCUGUGGGACGGCAACCCCCCAAUGGCCCCUCCUAAUCCUCGCUACAGUCACAAUGUCCAGGACCUAAAGAGCAGGAUUCUUCUGACCGCCAAGCGGCAAUCCAGGGGAAGCAUCAUGAGGAUAUCGGAUGUCAAACUGCGAGUCCAGGACUUGUGGAGAGCACUAGUGAGUGAGAACUUUAUUUUCAGCUUCAGGAACACCCAAGAGGUCAUGGCCAUGAGCAAACUGGAAACUAUGUACAAUUCCUGGACCUGGGAGCUGAGGAGCCAUGUGCGGGGCUUGCAGGACAAGAUCAUCAACCAGAUUCAGAAUGGGAAAACUGACAUAGGCCUAAUGGAAGAGCUUCAUAAUCCUGCCACAGAAAAAUAUGAGGCCAUCAAGCAAGAACUUGAAACAUAUUUUAAUGAAGAUCCAGAUAGUGAAAUACUGGUUCAGUGGAAAGAAAAUUUUGAGAGUAAGUUAAACAGCCUCAAAGACCAACUUAUUGCAGAGAACCAAGGAAAAGCCAAUGAACUUAUCAGCUUUAAAAAUAGUGAAGAAAAACUGGAAAACAAAAAAUCAAAUUAUAAGAAGGAAUUGCUAAAAAGAAGUCGAAAGUUGGCUUUAAGUGUAAAGGGCAAACAACUGAGUGAGGAUGAGCUAUGUAAAAGAUUCAAUGAACUUUGGCAAAAAUGGGUCUCCGAAGUAUGCUCACCACUCCAUGUAGUUCCAGAAAUUGAUGUGGAUGCAGAAAUUGAUGUGGAUGCAGAAAACACCCUUUUGCAACAUUUCAACAAGGAGAAAAAUAUAGUGAACAUACUGAAAGAAAAUUCUGGGAAAAAAUUUGAAAUUGAUUAUGGCAAGCAUGUCCAAAUGAACAAGAAAUAUAAGGUGUUUCGAAGGCAAUUAGAGGCCCACGAUGAACAAACCAUAAAGAGGACCAGGGAUCACAUUGUUUCAAAAUAUGAAGAAAUUAUUACCAACAUUUGGAAGCAACAGCGUGACUACAAUUCAAGUUAUUUCCACGAAAUCCUGAAAAUAAUAGAGCAAGAAGUGAAAUCUGCACCAAUUAAGGAAAGAUACACAUUUACAAGUAGAUAUAAAAUUGAUUUGUCUAUGAGUUUAUUUCAAAGUGCAUCAGAAAGAUUUAAGGAGAUGCACAAGGCAUUCAAGCAAGCAAACGAUCCUGUCAACUACCUGGAAAGCAAGAAAGAGGAUUUCUUCAUGAGUUUUAAGAUCUCUUGUCAGGGAGCAACUUCAAUCAAAACAUUUGUUGAUUUUCUGUGGAACAAGCUCACUCCUGCUGUCCUCACUACCAUCAUGGGGCAAAUGGUUCAUCACAUUUCAAAUGAUAUUCAAACUUGUUCUACUUUCAAUGGUAACAGAGCCAACCUGGAAAAACACAUUCUCAUCUCUCUAGCAGAAGAAGAGAAUUUUGAGAAUUACUGGCAGUACCUUCAUCAAACACAAUCAUAUUUCAGGAAUUACAUUGAAAGUUACAUUCAAAAAUAUUGUUCAGACAAAGAAAGUGAAAAAAUGAAGAAUUUUUUAAAAAUAAGUUUAGAUGAUAUCAAGAAUACCAUCCUUUCAGCCAUUCAAAAAUCCACUGAAAUAGCUAAGGAUAAAAGCAGCACUGUUUCUGAGUGGUUGGAUUUGUUCUGUGAUCAACUGGGGAGUAACCUAGUCUUGCCUCGAAAGGACCUGGUGAGCAUUGAACACCAGGAGAUAAAAGACAGUGAUUUCCUCAAAGAAGCCAUGAGUGAAGCUUUGGACUCUGCAAUGGAAAUAGUAGCACAGAACUGCCAGAGCAAGUUUGUAGAAAAAAUGGUUCCUGAAAUUGAGAAAAGGUUCUCUGAACAUCUCUGGGGUUGCUGGGAACAGUGUCCUUGCUGUGGAGCAAUUUGUACCAACACAGUCCCUGCACAUACGGGAGACCACAGUGUUCCAUUCCACCGUCCUGGGGCUGUCAAUGGAGAGGAUUGGCAUAAGACAGGACAUUUUGUCAUCGAGUGCUGUACUAGUUUGGUAGCAAGUACGUAUGUAAUUGUUUUGGAAGAUGGCAGAAAAAUCCCAUGGAAACAUUACCGAAAGGCAGGAAGGAAAUAUGCCAAAUGGAGCAUCACACCAGACUCAUCCAUCCAGCCAUAUUGGAAAUGGUUUGUCUGUCACUUCAAAGAAAAGCUACAAGAAAAAUAUCAGAAAAAGUUUGCUGGAAGGGGUGAAAUCCCUGAGGCUUGGACCAAAAUCACAAAGCAGGAUGUGCUGAAUGACUUGAAAAGAUAA
This is a messenger RNA of Condylura cristata (star-nosed mole), 7293 nucleotides long. Its product is annotated as interferon-induced very large GTPase 1-like. Gene Ontology annotation, molecular function: GTP binding. NCBI's taxonomy places the organism in Eukaryota, Metazoa, Chordata, Mammalia, Eulipotyphla, Talpidae. The record is from RefSeq and is a predicted model, not a curated record.